Messenger RNA from Dibothriocephalus latus, 273 nucleotides. The record is from the annotation of a GenBank genome assembly. NCBI's taxonomy places the organism in Eukaryota, Metazoa, Platyhelminthes, Cestoda, Diphyllobothriidea, Diphyllobothriidae.
UGCAGUCGCAAGUGCGGCAACGAGUCCUGCGAAUUCCUCGCCCACCUGGAGUUUAAUGAGAGGACCCGCGGUGGUGGCAUUCCCCGUAUGCCAAUUCUCGUCUCUGAUCUGGGUGCAGAUGGCGUGAAGUCCAGUCUGGCGCGUAUCGUACUGCCCGUGGGCACACCGGAGUUGUCGGCCCUGCUUAACAAGAAGAUGACCUUUAGCUCGGUGGAGUCGCGCGCCCUACUGUCUGUUAGCUGCAAGAAAAACAACCACUUCUUUCCAGUCUAA